CACCGGCGCCUGGGGAUGGGGCUGAGAGCCGCACUCUCGGUGCUGGGGUUGGGGCUGGUGUUGUUGGGGGUCGGGGUUGAAGGGGGUUGUGUGGAUUUGGGAAACUGUUGCAAGGGAAGAGAAUCACGAUGUCACACCACUGGCUGGCGGCCCGACCGCUCCUACGGUACCUGCUACUGUGACCAGGCUUGUCGACAUACCCUGGACUGCUGCCACGACUAUCCGCUCGCCUGCCCAGCUCAGUCUUGCAAAGUGGCGGAGUGGAGUUACUGGAGCGGCUGUGCGGAGCCGUGCAAAAACACGUAUCGUGUUCGCCGACGGUACACUGUCCAAGAGCCAAAGAAUGGGGGUGAGCCUUGCCCUCCCUUAGAGGAGAGAGCGGGCUGUGUGGAAUAUCGCAACGGCAAGGACAAAAUGUGCAGGCAGUCCCUUGUGCCUGCCUUAAUUACUACGGGGGGAUAUGGAAAAGCACGGAGAAAGAGGGAUGCGUCCUUUGGUGUCCAGGAGCCAGGAUAUUGCGUCGAAUUCCAGGUGAAGUCGUUGACUCAGAAUUGCCUGAUUGAAAACCGUCCCCACGCCAGAUGGAUGCAGUACCUUCGAGAAGGUUUCACCGUGUGCGUGGAGUGUCAGCCACCUGCCCUGAAUUCAGGCUUUCAGCGAUGUUACGGUGAUGGCGGUGAAUUGGAAAGGAAUCAGAUCCUACAGUGGUAUGCCGUUGGUAACCCCCAUUGCAGAGGCACGUGGAAGUGGGUUCGACAGCUGGAAUCCUGCUCUUGUCAUUUAGCCCACAGUUUCUUAUUCAUUUGAAAUAACCCGUCGUAUCCAUGAUCACCUUCUUCCGAUUAACUCCUGCUAAACCCUUCUGCAAAUAUCAGAAGUUUGGAAUAGAGAAGUUCAGUGUGGAAACAGGCCCUUCGGCCCAACUUGCCCACACCGGCCAACAUGUCCCAUCUACACUAGUCCCACCUGCCUACUGUUUGCCCCAUAUCCCUCUAAACCUGUCCUAUCCAUGUACCUAUCUAAAUGUUUCUUAAACCUGCCCCAACUAUCACCUCAGGCAACUUGUUCCAUACACCCGCCACCCUUUGUGUGAAAAAGUUUCCCUUCAGGUUCCUAUUAAAUCUUUCCCCUCUCACCAUAACCCUAUUUCCCCUGGUUCUUGAUUCCCCAACUCUGGGCAUUUACCCGAUUUAUUUUUCUUAUGAUUAUUCAAACUACAUGAAGACUAAAUAUAAGAUAUACUCUGUACACGGCAGUCAGAAUAUGAGGAAAUAAUGUUGUAUUUUCCAAUAUUUCUUGACAAUGGGCUAAAGAAAUACCUCAUUCAACAUUUGAGAAGAUACAUUUAAAAUGAAGUUCAGCUUUUAAACUGAAUAUCUUUAACCACUUUAUAAGUACGUGUAUUCAGAGAUUUUUUAUAGAUUGAAUCUUGAUUAUUGAAGAGUGGUUGAUUUUGUUCUAAUAUGACACCCUAUGUACUUAUUAUGCACAUAUUUAAUAAGCAUAUCCGGUGUAUGUCACCUUUCUGAAUAAAGAAAGAAAAUGUAUUUCCCUGAA
Messenger RNA from Leucoraja erinaceus (little skate), 1557 nucleotides. Its product is annotated as somatomedin-B and thrombospondin type-1 domain-containing protein. NCBI's taxonomy places the organism in Eukaryota, Metazoa, Chordata, Chondrichthyes, Rajiformes, Rajidae. The record is from RefSeq and is a predicted model, not a curated record. Bases 16 to 807 code for a protein of 263 amino acids. The transcript is spliced from 5 exons.